This is a messenger RNA of Saccharomyces mikatae IFO 1815, 1812 nucleotides long. It is a transcript of the gene SPT20, whose product is annotated as Spt20p. Bases 1 to 1812 code for a protein of 603 amino acids. The transcript has a single exon. Gene Ontology annotation, biological process: regulation of transcription by RNA polymerase II. Gene Ontology annotation, molecular function: transcription coregulator activity. Gene Ontology annotation, cellular component: SAGA complex. NCBI's taxonomy places the organism in Eukaryota, Fungi, Ascomycota, Saccharomycetes, Saccharomycetales, Saccharomycetaceae. The record is from RefSeq and is a predicted model, not a curated record.
AUGAGUGCCAAUAGUCCGACAGGAAACGAUCCUCAUGUGUUUGGUAUUCCUGUAAAUGCAACAACGCCUAAUAUGGGUUCGCCAGGUAGCCCAGUCAACGUACCACCUCCUAUGAAUUCUACGGUAGCGAGUGUAAAUCAUCCUGUUAUGAGAGCAAAUAAUAAUAAUAAUGUUAAUGAUAGCGCAAGGACUUUAACGAGAGACCAAAUACAGCAAUUGCAACAAAGACAAAGAUUAUUACUACAACAGAGGCUACUCGAACAGCAGAGAAAACAACAAGCUCUGCAAAAUUAUGAGGCCCAAUUUUAUCAAAUGCUCAUGACCCUAAACAAAAGACCGAAAAGACUUUAUAAUUUUGUGGAAGAUGCAGAUUCAAUUUUGAAAAAGUAUGAGCAGUAUUUACACAGUUUUGAAUUCCAUAUCUAUGAGAAUAAUUAUAAGAUUUGUGCUCCUGCUAAUAGCAGAUUACAACAGCAGCAAAAACAGCCUGAACUUACAAGCGAUGGUCUAAUAUUAACCAAAAAUAACGAAACCUUGAAAGAAUUUUUAGAAUAUGUUGCCAGAGGCAGGAUUCCCGAUGCUAUUAUGGAAGUAUUAAGGGAUUGUAAUAUCCAAUUUUAUGAAGGAAACCUCAUUUUGCAAGUUUAUGACCAUACAAAUACUGUAGAUGUCAGCCCUAAAGAGGGCAAGCAUAACUCCAAUACAACUUCCUCUUCUCCUUCAAAUAAUGGUAACACACAAGACAACUCCAAAAUCCAGCAGCCGUCUGAACCGAAUAGUGGUGUGACGAAUACAAGCACCAACGCAGCUAAUAAGAAGACUUCCUUUAAACGACCCAGAGUAUAUAGAACACUUUUGAAACCAAACGACUUAACUACCUACUAUGACAUGAUGUCUUACGCAGACAAUGCACGGUUUUCUGAUAGCAUUUAUCAACAGUUUGAAUCUGAAAUAUUGACACUUACAAAGAGAAAUUUAUCACUAAACGUUCCAUUGAAUCCGUACGAGCACCGAGACAUGUUGGAAGAUACCGCUUUUAUAGAACCUCAUUGGGACGACCAAAAAAAAUCAUUUGUUCACGAACACCGGACUGAAUCGACAAGGGAAGGAACAAAGGGUGUUGUGGGACAUAUUGAAGAGCACGAUGAAUUUCCACAACAUAGUUCGAAUUAUGAACAGUUGAUGUUGAUUAUGAAUGAACGCACGACGACAAUAACGAACUCCACGUUUGCUGUUUCACUUACCAAAAAUGCGAUGGAGAUUGCGACCUCAAAUUCCAAUGGGGCUCGUGGAGUUGCGUCCUCAACUUCAAAUUCUGCAUCGAAUACAAGGAAUAACAGUUUGGCCAAUGGAAACCAAGUAGCUUUGGCGGCGGCGGCGGCUGCUGCUGCAGUGGGCUCUACCAUGGGCAAUGAUAAUAAUCAAUUUAGCAGAUUGAAAUUCAUUGAGCAAUGGAGAAUAAAUAAAGAGAAAAGGAAACAGCAGGCAUUAAGUGCAAAUAUCAACCCGACUCCUUUUAAUGCCAGAAUAUCAAUGACAGCGCCAUUGACCCCCCAACAGCAGCUAUUGCAAAGACAACAGCAAGCCUUGGAGCAGCAACAAAAUGGUGGAGCUAUGAAAAAUGCAAACAAAAGGAGCAGCAACAAUGCUGCUAGUAACAAUAACAAUAACAAUUUAGAUAAACCUAAGGUCAAGCGACCUAGAAAGAACGCAAAAAAGAGUGAGAGUGGCACACCUGCCCCUAAAAAGAAAAGAAUGACUAAAAAGAAACAGAGUGCAAGUAGUACACCCUCUUCUACUACAAUCUCAUAA